CCGUGACUCUCGGGAAAGCACAAUCGUGCCUCUCGUGGAAGCAAAACCGUGACUCAAGAAAGUAAAAAAAAACAAAAAACAUGUUUUUUUUGUUUCCGAGAGACACGGCCAUGACUCUCGCGAAACAAAACCGCGACUCUCGCGAAAGAGAAAAAAUAAAAAAACAUAUUUUUUGCACAAAAAAAAUUCAAAAAAUUUUAUCCAAAAGCUAAGGAAGACCAAUGAAAAACCGUAACGUCGAAAAAACCUGAAAAAGAUCCUUUAAAAAGUCAAAAACACGUGUGAAAAAAAUUCAAAGAAAGCGCUCGGAGCGUAACAUGUGACGAACGGCUAAGAGCGCGUCAAGUGAUACUGAUCAUUGUGAGACUCCCGAAGGAGCACUCAUUAACUAGUUGCUCCCGCUCAAGGCGCCCGUUAGGAAAUGCCAGCAAGGGGGUGGUGGCUGGUGAAGUGGCUGUGGCAACAUCGUAGCUGGGGCCCAGGCAGCCCAGGCAAUGGCCUGGGAAAAAAUCUCGGCCUUAUAUUUAGAAAAAACAAUUGGCCUGGGGCACAGCCCAAUUCCUACCUCUCUUGCUGGGCCGUUGGCCAGCCCAACACCCAGAUUAGAGAGAAGCAGAAGCGCGUGUGAUCCUAGAAAAAAAAAGCGGAAGCGCGUGUGCGUGGUUCUUCGCCCGCGGAGAGUUUUUUGACGAGAAAAAAGGGAACCGGCGACUUGAACUUUGGUCUUUGGAGGUUGUUUCCCUUAAUUUUGUAAUUCUGCAGAGAACUUAAAUGUGGAAACUGAUUUAGUAAAAAAAAUCAAUAUAAGUGGCUAAAUGACCGUGCGUUGCACUGAUUUGCAUUUCAAAAUUAAUCUUCUAAGGUUUAGCUGAUUCUAUCAUUGAAGAUGUAAUCAUGGAAAGCUCGGAGCAAUCAAUCAUUUGAUUUCGUACAAUAUUUCGUAUCAUCUAUGUUAUGUAUGGUCUUUUAAUAUCGACACAGAUUUUUGGAACAUAGGGGCCAAUGCACCUGAAAUGGAGAAAACCAUUUUAGAAAAAUCAAAAGGAGUCGAACAUUUCUGAAACUUUUCUGUAACAACCAUGGUCUAUCAUAAUACUCGUGUUAAAAGUUUCAUAGAGGAAUGACUCUCGUGGUAUCCUGGGUGGGUGAAAAAAGCAAACCUGGCACUAUAUAAAAGUUACUACUCAUGGGUUUUUAUAAUCGCAAAUUUGUUUUCUUGGCCCUGGUGUCGGUCGAAGCUAUUCCUUCGCGAACAUUUUCAUAAGACCCAUUGGCUAUUUCCGUUUUAAUAUGUCUUAUUUUAUUAGUUGAAACAUGAUUGAACAAAUACUGCAAUUGAAUAUUGUGUUAAGAGUUCUUAUUAGUUAUGCAACAUAGCAUGACUUCUGUAUGCCAUGAAACUAGUGUUUUUUUUGGGGGGGUGGGGGGGGGGGGGAUUAUUUUUCGCCCUUAGUUUCUCGCUCGGGUCAGUCAGCCAAUCUUGGCUCCGCCAUUGUUGUGGCGGUGGCCGGUGGGGGUGGCCGCAAGUCACAUCGGAGAGACGAAGCAGGUGCGAGUGAUCCUGUCAAGAUCUUGUCCGAGAGGAUAAAUAUUAAUGUGGUGACUUGGGAAGAUGAUCCUAAAGCAUUCGACGAUAAUCAUGCUUUACCAGCUGCUACAUACAAUAUGAUCCGGAUCGGUUGAUGUGCAUCGUGGUCGUGAUUAAGAUAGCAUAGUGGCCGUUGCACAUACUAACUUUUACUUCCAAGUUGGGUAUAUAGAAUAGUAACACGCAGCAAGUCCUAGAAUCUGGUCAAGGAGACAAGAGGUGGUAUAUGAAAUUCGUACGCGUUAAUAUAUACCUGGUGGUUGUCUGAUUCUAGGAUAUAUGUGUGCGCUUGCAUUCCCAGACAGCAUUUAGAGCUAGAAGACUAGAACACUUGAUAGAGGAGAACCAAGCUGCUUGGUUGAACAGACCGCAAGCAGAAUGGAGGUGGCGGUAGGGGCGGCUUCGAGGGUGGUGGUGCAACUGGUGCGUGGAGUCGUGGUGGUCUUGAAGGAUGCACUCCAGCUGCAAGGUGCUCGAGGGCUCGACCUUGAACGGCCAACGAGCGGAGACACGCCCUUGCACCAGGUACCGGAGCUGCCGCUUAACAUCUGCAUGGUAUCCGAGAUGUUCCUGCAGAUCCUUGCCACGGGGCUCGGCGCCCUCGCCUUGGUCUGGGCGACCGUCGUCCUGCUCGGCGGUUUCUCCACUUCCCUAGAGAAGGCUGAUUUCUGGGUCAUCACCGCCAUCGUCUUCAUACAAACAGCCAGGGUCGUGGGCAUAAAUGUAAGCCCCGAGGCAGAAUUCUUCAACCAAGUUCCACCAGCAUUCCUCGAAUUGGGCGCCGAGCAGUACACGAAAUGGGGGCGGGGGAGGCCGCUGACUGGCCGAGCAACUGGCCAAAAUUUCGUUUACUAUCUCAUGCUGGCACUUGGAAGUGCGAGGGAUUUCAUAACCAUUGUGGCCUUCUUAGCAAUAUUGGUCCUUGCGGUCCCGAUGAUUGCAGGGCUAGGCUGCAUAUCACUUUCCAUCUAUCGUCUCAUUGCCAUCCUGUCGAGACACCAUGACAAUUCCAAUGUGUUUCGUGCACUCAUCUUGUUCUAUGCUCUCGUGCUUCUCCAAGGUGGAUUGUUCAUCUUGUGGUUGUUUCUGAGGUUGUAUCGCUCUUAUCUUGCAAACCACGUCAGCUUCAAGUAUGGACUUGAGGAUAAGAGAGAAUUGAUUGACAAAUAUAUGGACAAAACCUUGAGCAUGGCCAUAAAAAAUGGGGUGUCAAGUACAAUCAACAGGAACCUGGCUUCCUUCGCAGCAGAAAUGAUGAAAUCUGAGUACAGUCAGGACCGCAUUGAUGCAGUUUUGGUGAUGCAUAGAUUGACAUCCCAGGAGGACCAUAGAACAAGAACACUAUCCCAGAUACAAUCCUCGCCGCUCUGUGUUUCCAGGCUGCUUGACAUGGUUACCUCAAAGAGCCGCACUGAUCAGAGGACAAAAUUAUGCAUUGCACAAAUUGUGGCACAUCUUGCUAGCAACUUGCCCCUGGCUGACAUAUCAGGAGCAACAGAGUCCAUUUCUUCCAUGAUUGAUCCCUACUUUACGAAAAUAUCAACACCGGCUACCAAUGUCAACAUUGACCAUCAGACAGCUAUUGACAUCACAAUUGACCAGCAGGGGGCUAUUCAGUCAGCCAGCGCUGCCAAUGGAGGAGAAAGCAAUGGAUCUUGUAUUUUUGUUAAGCAAUUAAUGGAAAGGGUAGCUCGGCAGAGAGCAGAAAUCAUCAGAAAUAGACAGCAAAGAACUCUUCAAUCCUCCAGGACUACCAGUGGAGCUGAAAGCAAACCUCUAAUUAUCCAUGGCCUGUUGAUUCUUGCCAAGCUUGCAGUUAACCCGGACAACUGCAAGCACAUAUAUGAUUACAAGGGUCUCUUCUCCAAAAUCAUAUCCCCAGUAAAAAAUAAAGUGUAUGAGAUCCUCAGAGAUGAUGGUAUCACCAUGGAAAUAACUGAGAAGGCACUGGAAGUGGUGAGCAUGCUUGUCAGUGGCACAGAUGAAACCAAUGAAAAGAUACGCCAAGAUAUUUGUAGCAACGGGAUAGUAGCGCACAAUAUUUGCUCAAUCUUGGAAAAGGACCACAUGUACGACAAGCUAAAGGUUCCAGCAACAAAGAUCCUUACGGAGCUAUCUUUGGAUACGUCCACUCGAGCUACCCUUGGACUUGAUGGCGUAGCUGAUUUCAUUAACGACUUGAUGGACAUCUUCUUUGAUGCUGCUAAUGAGAGUGAAGGACUCAAGAAGACCGCAGGUGAAGCAUUAGCAGUACUGGCAACGGACAAUGCCAAUUGUAUGACGAUCAUGAAUUUCAGCACAGAGACAAAUACUUCAGUUCAGCUGCUCACAGAUAUGAUUCCUGUGGUAAACCAUAGAUUAUAUCAAACUCCCAUAGCACAACUGCUGAUGCAACUUUGUGCAAAUUCUAAUCCUGCAGAAAGGGAGGAGCAUCUCGCAUCAGUCAAAACAAAUCUACAUGAGGUGCUCAAAGUUAUAUGCAAUGUUGAACAAGCAGAAAAUGCAAAUCAGGUGGGUUCUCCACAGCACAACUUAGGCCAGCAACAAGCAGCAUACACAAAUCAGGCGGGUUCUCCCCAGCAUAACCUGGUCCAGCAACAAGCAGCAAAUGCAAAUGCGAAUCAGGUGGGUUCUCCCCAGCAUAACCCGGGCCAGCAACAAGCAGCAAAUAAUGCAAAUCAGGUGGGUUCUCCACAGCACAACUCAGGCCAGCAACAAGCAGCAAACGCAAAUCAGGCGGGUUCUCCCCAGCAUAACCCAGGCCAGCAACAAGUAGCAAACGCAAAUCAGGUGGGUUCUCCACAGCACAACCUUGAGCAGCAACAAGCAGCAAAUGCAAAUCAGACGGGUUCUCCACAGCACAACCGGGGCCGCCCCCCAUUUUCUCGGGCACUUUAUCGCUUGAACAGUUUUCUCGGGGCUCAACACUCUCACGCUGCUAACAGAAACAAUCCCAGUGACAAUUUACCGGCUGUUGCUCAGCUCGAAGGUGCUAAAAGAAAAUCCCUGGCAGCCUUCUUAGGCCUUACAUUGCAGAUAUGUGACAAACUGGAGAUCAGUCCAGAUGAUUUUGAUAAUGCACUUGCGCUCAUUCCUCUUUCCAUGGAUGACUUUGUGGAUAAACUGAAUCAUAUAAUAGAACAGUGCAAGGGCCACUCUUUUGACAGCUUGGAAGGGAAGGGUCCCUCACUUGAGUAUCUGAUGAUAAUCAAGACAGUGACAAAGUUAUGUACAUGGAUGAUGCAACACAAGCCAGACUGCAUCAGAGUAUUCCAGAAUAAGAACACUAGCACAAAACUGCAAGGUGCCUUAGAAGAUAUGAGAGACCUGGAACUAGGUAUGCUCCUUACCGGCAGUGCAGGGGACAUGGCUAAUUACCAAACCCUUUCAACCAUCGUGGGUGUUGCACGGCAGAUGAUGGAUGCUAAUGUGCAAGUUUAAAUAGGAAGGGGUGGAUAAGUAGUAGUACAAGUGUGCUGUUUUCUUUCGGUGUCUAUUUUUCAGAGAAUUGUUUUCUCCAUGUGUCUCCGCACGUGUCAAGAAUCAAGAUAGCUGCUUGAUUUUAUAUCUUCCCAGUUUACAAUCUGCUUGAUUUUCCGUGGAUUAAUUGUGCUUGCCUUUUGCUGUGUUUGUCAAAUAGCCUUUGUAUGACCGUUAUUCGCAUUGUGGUACCGAACUUGUAAAACUAAUCAGAUUUGUGUUGUAGACUUCUGUAGGAGACUA
Triticum urartu is the source of this 5311-nucleotide messenger RNA. Lineage: Eukaryota; Viridiplantae; Streptophyta; Magnoliopsida; Poales; Poaceae. The record is from RefSeq and is a predicted model, not a curated record.